UAUCUUUACUCUGCAUGAGUAAAUUAUUAUUAGCAUUUAUUUAAAAGUUUUUUUCAAAAUAAAAUAGAAUUUUUUUGACAUUUUGUCUUCAUUAUUUGGUGAAUUAUUUGUGCAAAAUAAAUAAAAAAAAUAUAUAUGUAAAUUAAUUCAUUUUUUUUUUUUUAUAGUGAAACAGUUUGUAUUGAUGGUGUAGUGAAAGUUUUUAAUUAGAUGGUGGUUUAAUUGAUUUGCUCGAUCGAAUGAGACUAGUUGGCGUAAAAAAAUAUUCAUAAAAAUUUUUUUUUUAUUUUUUCAUUUUCACGAGCGGUAAUAGUCAAAAAAAGGAUACAGAACAAUAACGAUAUUGAUUUAACUUGAUAACGAGUAUUGAAAUAACGAAAAAAAAAAAAAAGUUUAAAUACUUUUUUUCUGCUUCCUCUUAAUUUUAGUCUGAAAAAAAAACGGAGUUGGACGGAAGCGGCAAAAUAAAAAGAUUUAAAAAAAAAAGUGACGGACACACGUUCCCGUAGUGAUUACUGGAGACUGGCAGUAUUAGAUCGCCCGCGAAGUUGAGGAUUUAAGCGAGCAUUGUAUCGCUUUAGAUAAAAGAAAAGCGCUGAGCUUAAAUCCAAGUUGAAUAAAGUUCUUAAACUUCAUGAAUGGGAUUAACAUUUGGUGUUACAGUGGGUUAAAUUAAAAGUACUGAAAAAAAGUAUGAAAGAUAAAUAUUUUUAAAGUUUUUUUUUUUUUACUAUGAAAUGAUUUUGACAUAGACCUGACAUGGCUUAAUAAUGAGCACAUGUGGCGCUUUCGUCACUACCGACAAACAUAUACCAUCACCAUCAUCGUAGAAUUAUAACAAAAAAUAUAUAUAUAUAAAAAUGUCACGUUAAAGAUUUAAAAAAAAAAAAAAAAAAAAAUGUGAUGGCAAUCUGGUGUACGCGACAUAUAUGCGGGUUGUGAUUUUAAAUUUACCGCGCACACGAACUAUUUUGUCGACAAAUAAAAUUUUAUUUGAAUUCGAAAUGAUAAAAAAGAUCAUUGAUAAGAUUCAAUAAUGAAUCGACGAAUAUUUGGAACUUUUAUUUGCGAUUCGAAUCAUCGAGAUGUUACGGUUAUGACAAUUGUGUGUCGAAUAAAAUUGGUCAAGGAUAUGAAGAUCUUAUCUGUAGAGCAUUUACAUUGAUUGGAAUCUGUUUUACGUUUUAAUAAAUAUACGUAUAUAUGUAUACAUAUAUUGUGUAAAAUUUAAUAUGGAUCUCGACUGUGUUAGAUGGAUGAUUGUAAACGUGUUGUUGUGACAAGUUGAGAGUGUCAAUAAGUAUAAGAAAAAAUUUAAAAAAAAGUUUAAAAGCGUUAGAGUGAUUCAAGAUGCAUCUCACGUUAUCGUUUGUAUUUUUCAUGAGUUUACUGAUGCUGACAUAUUGUCUCGUCAAAGGUAAUGGCGUGCCUGACUUUGCGAACAAAGGAACGCCAACUAAAUUGGUGUGGGCUGAGGAAUACGACGAUGUUGAACUACCUUGCGAUCUUACACCUCCAACGCCGAUGGAUUCUGUGAUCAUGGUACUUUGGUUCAAAGAUGAUGUUGGUAUUCCUUUAUACAGCCUUGAUGCAAGAACUAAAGGAAUGAAUGACGCCAUACAUUGGGCAGCAAGUGAUGAUUUAGGAAAUAGGACCCAUUUCUUUACUGGCGAUGGUCAUCAUGCAAGACUCAAGGUGAAAGCUGUUAAAUUUGAGGAUCAAGGAAUUUUUCGGUGUCGAGUUGAUUUUUCAAAUUCACCAACAAGAAAUUUUCGUGUUAACCUUACGCUAGUGGAGCUACCGACACGGCCAAUAAUUUACGACGCGCAGGGACGUGAGGUUAUGGGCGUCCCCCGUUUCUUUGAAGGCUAUGAUCUCAGGCUUACUUGCCAAGUAUCUGGAGGUAGACCAAAACCUACAGUUACUUGGUGGAAAGACGGUCAACUUCUUGAUGGAGUUGUUGAUGUACCGGAGAUAUCUGAAAUCUCUGGGACUUCAAGUAAAUUCACAGUAAAUCAUCUUUUUAUUGGUAAAGUUACACGAUCGUUGUGGGGUUCAAAAUUGGAAUGUAGAGCAAAAUCAGGACCUAUGAACAAACCUAUUGUCAGAGAAGUGCCUCUCGAUGUUUAUUUGAAGCCUCUGGCAGUAAAAAUCCAUCUGCAAGAUGAUCUGAUACUAGUUGGACAGCCAAUAGCAGCAAAAUGUGAGACUUGGGGUAGUUGGCCAGCGGCGACCCUCACAUGGAGUCUCGGUGGACUAAAAUUCCGAGAUCCGGUUGUUGCAUCAACCCAACGAAGCAAUUCCACGGUUAGCAAACUCGCUCUUGUGCUUGAUCGUGAAGACGAUGGCAAAGAACUCAGCUGUACCGCAGUCAAUCACAAUUUUCCCGGUGGUGAACUCAAAGAGAGUCGGGUACUUCGUGUUGCAUAUGGCCCGAUUGUUGAUAUUCAACUGGCUGUGGGCUAUGUACUAGAAUCGCUCAGAGAAGGUGAUGACUUGAAAUUAGUCUGUCAUGUUCAGAGUAAUCCACCACCAAAUGAAAUUAUUUGGUAUCAUAACGAUACACGUUUAGAACAUGAUGUCGCAAGAGGAAUCUUGAUAGCUGCCAAUACUUUAACGUUGAGGAUCUUGACUCUUCAAUACUCUGGAGAGUAUUCGUGUUUUGCUAAAAAUAAUGUCGGAGAGUCAAGAAGUUUGCCGAUAUUUAUUUACAUGAAAUAUGCUCCGAGAUGUAAAGUUGGUUUUGAAUAUAAUAAUGUUGUUGCACUACUUGACGAAACUGUUAAAUUACGUUGUGAAGUUGAAGCAUCUCCAAUUGAUGGAGUAAGAUUUUCUUGGACUUUUAAUGGAACAAAGGGAGAUGUAUUGCCCAUUCAAAAUUCUCGGCCGAGAAAUCAUGAACGUACAAGUACUUUGGAGUAUACACCCUUAAUUGAUAGUGAUUAUGGUACUCUCGGCUGCUGGGCAAGUAAUAGCGUUGGGAGACAAAGAACACCUUGUAUUUUCAACAUCGUACCUGCCAAAGUACCACAAUCUCCAAUAGACUGUACUCUUCACAACGAGAGUAGUGCACUUGAAGUCAAUUGCAUUCCCGGCUCGGACGGUGGUUUACCUCAGCACUUCCUGCUGGAAGUACGUGGGUCCAUGGUAGAGACGCAAUUGCUCCAAACUUCACAGACUCUUCAAACGCCCCAAAGUGACCAAGGAAAGAUAGGUGAGGCUCCGCCUAUUUAUCGGACUGAAAAUUUACGACCGAGUUUUCAACUAAACGAUUUGGAGCCUGGUUAUGAUUAUACUUUAGCAGUUUAUGCUAUCAAUAAACACGGACGAAGUCAACCGAAACUUUUCCGCAAUGUUCGUAUUUACGGGUCUGAUGGCGGAAGAAAUAUGGAAGUUUCCGGUGAAUUUGUUAUCGAUAAUGUACAAAAUAUCAUUCCAAGAAGUAAUUUAGAAAAUUUUUUCAUCACUGUUGGAGUUAUUGGUGGUGCUGCUGCGAUUUUAAUUGGUAUUGGAAUUAUCAUCGGUGUAAUUAUCUGCCGCAAGCGUGUUCACACACCUAGAGUUGAAUACAUAGAGGACCUUACAACUCCCACAUAUGUAUCAGCACAGAGAAUAGAGCCAAGAGUUAAGUACGGUUCUGAUCGUAGAAGGUCUCAGCGGACAAGUUUGUACAUGGAGGAGAGUAAGAAUGAUCCCGAUCUUCUGCCGCAGGUUGAAAUUGAUCUCCACAGAUAAUUACAUUAUUUAUUUAUUAAACUUUUUUUUUUGUAUAAAGAUUUGAAUUGUAAAUUAUUUUUUAAUAUAAAUAGUUAGUAUUUUACGUACAGUCCGCGUCACUUGGAUAGCUUCACCUAUUUUUUUUCAAUAACUGAUUCUUUACUCGCUGAUAUAUGAAAUUGUCUGUAUGUUUUAUGUUACUUAUUUAAGACAGAACAAGAUAUGUUGUUAGUGUUCGUGAAACAAAGUGAGGAUAUUGUGAGGGGGAUAUGCCACUGAUCGGUAGUUCGUCACAUGGAUAGCCUCAGUCAAAUUUAUUGCACAAAGGAACUAAUACAUUUCAUUUUCGUAUUAUUAUGUUGUAAUUUUAUAGCGUAGUGAAUAAAUUAAAAUCGAUGUAAAACACCAAAAUUGGUUACUAUAUAAAAUGGGGCGCAAUAAAAUGUUAAGUAUUGAAGAAAUUAAUAAAAUUAAUUUUUUACUUAAUCAAAAUUUAUCUCAUCAUGAAAUCGCUAGAAGAGUGAAUAGAAGUGCUAAAGUUAUUAAUAAUUUCGUGAAAAACAAUGAAAACUACGGAAAGAAUUAUAAAGGUCGAACGAAAUUUGCUACAACGCCAACACAGAAAAAAAAAUUAACUUGGAUCAAGUAAAUUAUUUUCUUCAAAAUAGUAUUCUUGUUCAAAACAUCUAAACUUCUCAAUUAAAAAAAAAGGUCAAUCUUGAAUAAAUCAAUUAUAACUCUUCAAUGGAGAAUAAAAAUUUUUCUUUCAAAAAUUUUAUUCUUGAAAGAAGCGUUUUUUUGUGUUCAAACAAGAUGCAUAUUUAUUUCUCCCAAGAAUUUUUUUCUCUUGGUUUGAGGCCGAUAAUAUUGACUCAGGAUGAUACCGACUUAGUUUGAGUAUAGCGAAUUUUUUGAAUCAGGAUGUUAUUUUACUCGAUUGAGAAAUAUACAAAUAUAUUUUUUAAAAUUAUUAAUCAGUUUAUUACUACAAUAGUUACUUAUACUAAUUUUCAAAUUUGAAGUUUAAUGCAUAUUUGUAUUUGAAAAAAAAUUUAUUUAUGCUAAAAAUUUAAAUAAUAUUUUCGUUCAAUGACCACAUUUUCAAUAAUAGAAAAUUUGAGGUUACCCAGUAAAUAAACAUUAACAAUUAAAUACAUUUACUGUAAAAAUCUUUAAAGUUUGAACACAGUCAUUAUUUACUACUUUAGGUAUCAUGAUAACGAAAUUUGUUCAUAUUUAUAUCCAUUAAACAAAAAUAAUUAUCAACGGCGAGAUAUAUGUUUUGAUGUUUAUACAUAGUUGUGAACUUACAAUUCAAAACUAACUACAACUAACUGAGAAUUGAGAAAAACAAGCAAAUACGAUAUACUCAUCGAGGCGCCACCUGGUGUCAAAAUUUUUACUUCACCCAAGUAAAUCUGUUACUUGGUUUGAGAGUUAAAUUUAUUGUGUGAAAAAAAUGUACUUUUGAACCAAGCAUAUACAAAUCUUGAUUUAGGAAUCCUGAAACUUCUUGAGCCAAGAAAUAAAUUCUUGAAGCAAAAAAAAUGGAAUUUUUUAAACUAGCAUUCUUGGUUCAAGAAUAUUUCACUUGAAUCAAGUUAAUUUUUUUUUCUGUGAAGGAAACGUCGAAUGAUAAUUCGCGCGGUAUCUAAUUCCAUUAAGACUGUGAGGCAAAUAGCGGGAGAAGUGGAACAGCAGCAUCUAUUUCAAUUGUCACAAGAGUGAUAAGACGGGCAAAGCAUCUAAAGAGAAUGAAAUUGAAGAAAAUAUCGGCUUUGAAUCAAAAACAUAUACCUGCACGACUUUUAUUUGUAAAAGAACAUAUGAGUUGGAUAGAUAAAUGGCUACAAGUAAUUUUUUCAGAUGAAAUUAAAUUUAGUUUAGAUGGACCUGAUGGAUGUAACUAUUACUUUUAUGAUUUGCGGAAGGAAGAAAAAAUUUUGAUCAAGAAUCAGAUAUUGAGUAAAAUAGAUGAGGCUAUCCAAGUGACGCGGGCUGUAUAAUUCAUAAAUUUCAUAGUGAAAUUAUGAAGAUAAAUUUUAUCAUUAAAAUUAAAUAUCAGUAGGAUGUAACUGAAAAAAAUUUAUUUAAUUAUUUAUCUUUGUUCAAAAUAUUGAACGAACAAUACUGUAUAGUGUACAUAGUACGGGAAACUGAUAAUUAUCAGAAUCGUAAUUAAAUUGUGUCAUAAUUAAUUUUAUUAUUUAUUUUUUUUAUCGAUAACUCGGUUAGUAUUUACAUCUACUUUUUAUUGUAAAAUAUAUUUAUGAAUACAGUAAUGAAAACUGUUGGCGUACGAAAUGAAAUAUCAGGUAAUUUGGAUCAUAUGCUCAUUAAUUUUGAAAUGCGGAAAUUUAAUAAAAUGUUAUUUCGAAAUGAAUAAGUCUCCAGUUUUAUAUAAUAGUCAAAACUGUUUAAUUUAUUAUUAAAAUCCCAAAUCUCUUUGAAUUUCGACGUUUUUAAUUUUCAAUUAAAGCAUUCAGCUCGAGUAUUUAAUUUUACCCUUGUCUGAAGUUGUCUUAUUGUUUCAUUCCUUGCCAUGCAAUACUAUUAAAAACUAAAAACUUAGAUUUCUAGGUUAUAGAGUAAUGCAGAAAAAUUUCGAAUUAUCAGUAUACACGGAGAGAAAUUUAUGGUAACCAUUCCUAGUACGUUUAUGAAAUAUCAUCCCGUAGACCCAUACCGUUAUGGUAAUGAUUACUUGGAAUUAUGGGAUAUAGGCCCAUAAUUUCUGGGAACAGUUCACAUAAGUAUGGGUACAAUGCCCAUCAUUGUGGUAACAGUUCCCAUAUCACAUGUGAAAGAAUUAUGAUAAUGAUUACCAUAAUAUUAUGGUAAUGAUUACUAUAAUAUUACAGUAAUGAUAACUAUAAUAUAUCACGUUACUAAAACCAUAAGGUUGUAUCUUUUUUUAUCCAAUCAACUUAAGAAUGUUUUUUUCAUUUAAAUAGGGGAGGGAGGGUCAAAAGGGGGUACUUAAGGAAAUACCAAGUUUUCGAGGACUCAAAUACGCUAAAUCUUUUUUUUUUAAUGAUAUUCAAAGUAAAUUUUCAGUUACCGUUGAAAAAAAAAAUUUUUCAUUUCUGCGGGCAAAGUGGGAUACUCCCUAAAAAAAGUAAAAAAAAAAAAUUUCUGGAUUUUAAUUGAAUUUGAUUAAGUUGAAUUUUUUUUUUAAGUAAUUUACAUGAAGAAAAAUUAUAUUUUACAUGUUUAUUGGAGACAAAAGAAGAAAAAAAAUUUUUAAUAGUUUUUAUCAUAAAACAAACGUCUUUAAUAUUUUUCUACUGACAAUUGAUUUUUGAAAAAGUUUACCAAAAAAAAUUCACAGUAACGCUUAAUUAUAUUUACAGAAAUGAUUGUGAAAUGUUUAAAAACCAUUUAAAAUAUAAAUUUUUUUUUUAUAAAAUUUUGGGGGUACCCCGUUUUGCCUACCCUACCCCCUUUUGCCCCCCCCCCCCUUCCCCUAAAUACUGUUUCAAAUAUAUUCACUCUAAAACCAAGUGUGUAGUCAAAAUUAACACACUUGCCAAAUAACAUUGAAACGCCAUAAGCAAUCUAUAGAUAUUUAAUACACCGUGAAACGUGUUUUGAAUGACUACAAAAAACUAUAGUUUUGUUUAUGGCCUUAAACAUAGAACACAUUUAAUAUGUGUUAAAAUAAUACACUUGUAACACACUUGGUUUUAGAGUGUUGAGUUGUAACCUUAUCUAUUUUACCAUUCUUGUGAUUUUUUUCGCGAAAAAUCGAUAGUAAUUUUUAAAAAACAAAAAAGAUACGUCCUUUUGGCUCUAAAAUUUUUUUUCUUCUUCAAGCCGAAAGGGCGUAUGUCAAAAAAUUUUUUUUUGGUUUUUUCAUAAACAUAUACUGUUUUAACAUUCGCAAGUUGAUUGGAGAUAAACCAUUUUUUUAUACGCCCUUUUGGUUCUGCAAAGCCCUAAGGGCAUAUAUUUUCAGAUACGCCCUUAUGGUUCUAGUAACGCGAUAUAUGGGUGCCGUUCCUAUAAUCAACGUUUUAAAAAAACUGGUUACCAUACAUUAUGGGAACCAUUCCCAUAACAUAUUGUAAUUGUAACCAUAAAUUUCUUUUCGUGUAUAAGAAUUAUUCCUAUAAAUUCACCAUUCGUUUCUUUGAAUUUCUCUCCGUGUACAAAAUGUUCUUUGAUCUUCAGUAAAUAUUAUUAAACCCGAUAAAAACAGUGAUGUAUCUGUAGUAUUAUGAAAAUAAAUCAAAUUAUAAAUAUGAAUAAUACGCAAUAGCAUAUGAUCCCAAGUAACAGUAGAUCAUUAUUUAAUUAAAUUACUACUUUUAAUUAAAAGUGUUAUUUUUAUAUAGAAAUUAGAUUAUAAUGAUCGAUUAAGUAAAAAAUGUGCAAUUAUUUUUUCACAAUUAGAUAAUAAUUAUAAAAAAUAUAACAAUAAGUAACAAAUCAUUAAAUUAAUUAUAAAAAAUAAGUAAAUAAUUACUUAAUAAGCUUCAAUGUAUUAUUACUCUGUAGUAAAUUAGUUUGU
Molecule: messenger RNA, 8230 nt
Organism: Microplitis mediator
Lineage: Eukaryota; Metazoa; Arthropoda; Insecta; Hymenoptera; Braconidae
Gene: side
Product: hemicentin-1
Exons: 12
Coding region: 1351-3735 (794 amino acids)
Molecular function (GO): protein binding
Source: RefSeq, a predicted model, not a curated record